Dovyalis caffra is the source of this 1320-nucleotide messenger RNA. The record is from the annotation of a GenBank genome assembly. NCBI's taxonomy places the organism in Eukaryota, Viridiplantae, Streptophyta, Magnoliopsida, Malpighiales, Salicaceae.
AUGGAUAGUUUGGGAUGGGGUGAUGACUCACACGUUUUCACAAACUCAUCGUCAUUAUGGAGCAAUCAACAACAUGAUAGUGUGGAUCUUGCAGAGGACAUCUUCAAUCAAAUUCAAGAGCUCCAAAAAGCUCAAGCAUCAGUACCACAGCUGAAUUCAAAUUCUGAAAGACACCAAGAGGUUACAAGGUUGGUUGCGAAUACAAUGCUUGCAAAAUCAGGAGCUGGAACAAGUUGCAAUUGGGGAGAUGUUUCAGCUCAAGAAUUGUAUUCUUCAUCUUUGAUCAAUAAGUCUUAUGCUGCCACUUCCAUUAAUGAUUUUGGCAUCAGUGACCAAUCAAGAAUCAUCAAUGGUUUACAAAAUAGCAAGGCUGGAGUUUCGACGGGCUCUCUCGAGUCCCUUGAUUGCUUGCUAUCAGCAACCAAUAGCAACACAGACACAUCAGCUGAAGAUGAUGGGAUUUCCAUGAUUUUCUCUGAUUGUAGAAACUUGUGGAAUUUCGCUCCCAAUAGCAGUGCUGCAGUUUCAUCUGGAGAGUCCGAGAACAAUACUUGCAAUCCAAGAAAUAAAGAGAUGCAUUGCCCAGUAAGUGAGCUUGAUGAAACUGUCUCUCAGUGUUCUUCAGAUCAAUAUGGAAAGAAUAGAGUUUGUUCGCAAGCUAAGCCUGUUUCUACAAAGAGAAGCAAUGAUCACAGUGAGCUGAAAGUGGGUAUGAAGCAUCCUCUUUUUGAUCUUCUCCAUAGUGAUUGUUCUAAUAAAGAAGGUGGUUUUAGACUCAUUUCAGAGAAUCCUCCAAAAUCAAAGAAACCCAGGUCAGAUAAGCGUCCAAGCUCAUCAAACAUCAACUUUCAGCAGCCAAGUUCAUCAAUUUCUUCUUCAUUCGAGGAGCCUGAUCCAGAAGCCAUUGCACAGAUGAAGGAGAUGAUAUAUCGAGCUGCGGUUUUUAGGCCAGUGAAUUUAGGCUUGGAAGUUGCGGAGAGGCCUAAGAGGAAGAAUGUUAGAAUAUCAACUGAUCCGCAAACAGUGGCAGCAAGGCAAAGGAGGGAAAGGAUAAGUGAGAAAAUUAGGGUUCUGCAGAGGUUGGUCCCUGGUGGUAGCAAGAUGGACACGGCAUCAAUGCUUGAUGAGGCUGCAAACUACCUCAAGUUCUUAAGGUCACAAGUCAAGGUACUAGAAAACCUAGGCCACAAGCUUGACUCAGUGAAUUGUCCACCACCACCAAACGUUGUUUUCUCUUCUUUACCAUUCAACCACUCUUUUCCCAUGCAAAAUCACUUUCCAUUCCAAAACCCUAAUCAUAUUCACCCCUCUCAAAGCUAA